Amphimedon queenslandica is the source of this 381-nucleotide messenger RNA. RefSeq names its product translation initiation factor IF-2-like. Lineage: Eukaryota; Metazoa; Porifera; Demospongiae; Haplosclerida; Niphatidae. The record is from RefSeq and is a predicted model, not a curated record. The transcript has a single exon. Bases 1 to 381 code for a protein of 126 amino acids.
AUGUUUUGUCUCUGCUGCUGCAGAGCUGCCAUUCCUGGUGGAGUUGCAGGAGGUGGCAGGCAUCCAGGUAAAGGGAUUGCUACUGGAGGUGGCGAGCCUCCUGGAGGUGGUGGUGGAGGCCCUCCAGCUACUGGUAGUGCUGGAAGUGGCAGGCCUCCAGCUACUGCCGGUAGUGCUGGUUGUGGUGGCGGGCCUCCUGGAGGUGGUGGUAGAGGCCUUCCAUCUCCAGCUACUGGUGGUGCUGGAGGAGGAGGGCAUCCAGCUACUGCCGGUAGUGCUGGUGGUGGUGGUGGGCCUCCUGGCGGUGGUGGCGGAGGCCCUCUAUCUCCAACUACUGGUGGAGGAGGAGGAGGAGGAGGAACUCCAUCAUUCUCAUCAUAA